GAAAACAAUGGAUGUGAUCUGUUAAAUAACGUUGCCUGAUUUUACCAGAUUUUCUCUGAAUUAGAUAAAAACCGUGAGACGUGAUAAAGCACCGCAGCAAUGAGAAAGAUACAAAGCUGAGUUUCUCAAUGUGAAGCCUACGAACAAUGAAUGCACCGUGUUGCUGACGCUGUAAUAGAUAAGUCGCUAAGGAUAAUCAUUGGUACAGCAAACGUGAUAAGAAUGUAAAUAAACAUGUGAUAAUGACAUGACGUGUAUGUAAUGUGAUUGGAUAGUUCAUCGUUUUUAUACUCAGAACUGUGUUAAACUAGUAACGAUGUCGCAGUAACAACUGUGCCGCGAAAGGAAAAACAAAAAUUCUCGACCGAUUACUGUUUCGAGCAAAAAACUUGCAACGGAUUCAUCAGGGCUGUCGCGUGAACUUCCAGAAAGGAGCAUACUGAAGUUUGAUAACUCGUAAGCAUGCAGUAAGUUAUUUUCUAUUGGCUCAUUGAUCCAGUCACAAAGCAAGCAAAAUUAAGAUUGCUGAUUGCUAGAAUCUAACGGCAUACCUCAAUAUUUUUAUAUACUUUCUGUCUCAAACAGUGAACAAAAAGUAUACAAUGUCCAAAAUCUUAUGCUGACAGGAGGAAAAUAUCUGCUCUCUCCGCUUCCUUACAUAUUGAUAGCAUUGAUAUCAUAAUAACAAGAAUGCCUCUAUUAACAUCCGCGUUAUACAGACGCCCUGAAUCCGAGGUAAAUCCUUUCCCAUCAAGACGGUCAGUGGUCCAUUCCGCUAAAGGAAUCAUCGCGAGCUCCCAACCAUUAGCCACAGCAUGUGGGUUGGAGAUACUCAGCAAAGGCGGGAACUGCGCAGACGCCGCAGUUGCUGUAGCUGCUGGUCUGAGUCUGACCGAGCCUGGAAACACCGGUCUCGGAGGUGAUAUGUUUUGCCUCUUCUACGAUGCAAAGACCAAAAAAGUUCACUCACUGAACGGAAGUGGCCGAGCCGGAGCCUUGUGUACCCUCGAGGCUGUGCGGGAAGAACUGGGGCUCUUGGAUGGCCAGGAAGGGAAAAUUCCUCUUCAUUCUGUCCACGCUAUUACAGUUCCAGGGACAGCUGCUGGAUGGGUCGAUACCGUAGAACUAUUCGGGAGUGGCAAAGUAAGUUUAGAGGAAAUUCUAGAACCAGCUAUUAAGCUUGCCGAAGAAGGGUUCCCCGUUAGUGAACUAGCAGCAUUCUCUUGGAAGGAGAGCGAGGACAAACUCCGUCAAGCCUCACCCAACAGCAGUGAGAUGCUGAAGAAAGACCCCUCCGCAAAAGAUGGCUUCCGAGCGCCAGAAGCCGGGGAAAUCAUGAAAAACCCAACUUUAGCGAAUACGUUUCGGCUACUCGCAAAGCACAAGAAAGCUGGCUUUUAUACGGGGCCUGUGGCAGAGGCACUGGUGAAAGUUGUUCAAGAUCUAGGCGGUUAUCUCACACUCGAUGAUCUCAAGCACCAUAUGGAAACGGGAACAGAAAAGACGGAGCCCAUUAAGUUCAACUUUAAGGCCCACGAUGUUGCUGAGACUCAUGGGCAGCAUAUGUCAGACGGAUCCAGGGAUGGGGUCGACGUGUGGGAACAUCCACCAAAUGGUCAGGGUAUCGUUGCUCUGAUUGCCUUGGGAAUAAUCGAAGAACUACAAAGGUCCGGUAGAAUUUCAAAAUUCUCCGCCGAAGAACACAACUCUGUCCGGUAUCUUCACGUUGUCAUCGAGGCGCUUCGCAUUGCCUUCUCCGACGCCAAUUGGUGGGUGUCCGAUCCGAUUUUCUCUCAAAUGCCGGCAAAAGCCCUUCUCGAUCCCAAGUACAUUGCUGAGAGGGCGGCAACUUUCUCUCCUGAAAAAGCCGCGGAUAUUUGUCUCCACGGGUUACCGGUUCACAGCUCCAGCGAUACCGUAUAUUUCGCCGUCACGGACAGUGAAGGCAAUGGUAUAAGCUUCAUCAACAGUAACUAUCACUACUUCGGCACAGGGAUUAUCCCGAAAGGCUGUGGGUUCCCGCUGCAAAACAGAGGUGCCAAUUUCGUGUUGCAACCAUCGAACCAUCCGAACAUCCUGGCACCGAGGAAACGACCGUACCAUACGAUUAUCCCGGCUCUCGUGACGAACGCGAGUGACCAGAGCCUGCACUCUGUCUACGGUGUCAAGGGUGGGUUUAUGCAGCCGCAAGGCCAUGUUCAAGUGCUGUUGAAUCAACUUGUUUUCCGGUUGGACCCACAAGCCGCACUCGACUCUCCCCGUUUUUGCAUCGGACCCGGUAAGACGAAUAAGAGCAAUGAAUAUGGGGACAUGAUUUACCUGGAGGAUGGGAUCUCUGCGGAGGCUGUCGAAGGUCUGAAGCGACUCGGCCACAAGGUGGAAUUAUUGAAGGGCAGAUCAAGAGAGAUGUUCGGCACGGGUCAAGUCAUUCGAUUUCAUGUAGAUGUGGUGGACGGUCAAGGUGUUUGGAGCGCGGGUAGUGAUCAAAGAGGCGAUGGUGCUGCCGUGCCAGUAAUAUAAUAUGUGAUGGGGAAAACAUAAAAAAAGUAAAUAAGAAGGUAACUGAAUAGCGGAAGAAAAUACAUUUUAUCCGGCUCAAAAUCAUCCAUAUGCAAGAAGGUAUCUAUCAGAGGGUUUUUUUUUGGGAAUUCAAUGAAAUCAAAGUUGAUAAAAUUUGAGAACAAGAUAUCAAUGUCUGCACAACGUAACAAAAAAAGUAAACAAAUUGUUAAUACAAAGUAAGUGCAAAAAAAAAAAUAAAAAAAAAAAAAUGAAAUAUAA
Molecule: messenger RNA, 2781 nt
Organism: Bemisia tabaci
Lineage: Eukaryota; Metazoa; Arthropoda; Insecta; Hemiptera; Aleyrodidae
Source: RefSeq, a predicted model, not a curated record